ACUUUUAUUUUCAAUCUUUUCUGAUAAUAAUUCCAAGUGGGUUCUGUUCAAAUUUGAAACUCUUGUUCCCAUUUGGCUUUGAUUUGGGUCAAUUUUUCUAAAAAAUGAAUCAUGUGGGACGCAAGAUAUAUUGAUGUUUGAAGUUUCAACCAACCAACCAAGCUUCAUCCAGCCUGGUUUUUGAGAGGAACAACCGGUUUCUUUCUCGCCCACCUUUAUUAGUGGGUUUUAAAAUUACGAUGAAAGUCAACUAUUUAAAUUGCCAAGUUGAUACCUCAAUCUUAAAGUUGUUGGUGAUUUUCAACCCAUGGAGUUGAAGAAAAAAGUCAAAUGCUUGAGAGACAGAGAGGCAAAGAGAGUUAAGAUACAAUUCUCCUUUUUUGGAGGCUGAGAUUGAUAUGAAAAGAACCAACACUGUAGGGAGAUACAGAAGGGGUUGGUAAUGGGUAGAAUGUUCAAAACCCAGAGAGUUUUGUGUCUGUAAAUAAAAAUUUUAUGUGUCUUGCAGUCGAUCUGAUAAAACAAAAAAUGGAGAGGUAUCUGGGCUUCUUUUAAGACCCUUGCGGAGGGGGCGUUUGUGUGCAUUUGUUUUCCCUGUCUGUUUGGUAUGAUGGGUGGGGUUCUUACCAUUACCCUCCUCUUCUGUAACUUGCUACUUCUUCUUGAUCCUUCACUAUCACAUCCUUUAUGUACUGAUUCAAGAGCCCCUUUUACCCUGAAGACCCCCUUGAACUUUUGUCCUUACAAUGGAAGUGUAUGCUGCAACUCUACUGAAGACUUGCAAUUGAGGAAGCAAUUUCAAGCAAUGAACAUCUCUCAUCAAGGCUGUGCUUCUCUUCUGAAAUCAAUCCUUUGUGCGAGGUGUGACCAAUUCUCAGCACAACUAUUUAGAGGUGAUUCCAUAUCUGAACCUGUUCCUGUGCUUUGCAACUCUACUUUUCCACUGAAUACAUCUCAGUCUAGCUCGGCAUUGAAUGGCUUCUGCUCAGAAGUAUGGGAUACAUGUCAAAAUGUAUCUAUAUUGAAUUCUCCCUUUGCAACCUCACUGCAAGGUCAAUCUGGAGAAACAGCUGGUUCCAAUUUUACCAAACUGACUGAACUCUGGCAGUCAAAAACUGAUUUCUGUAAUGCAUGUGGUGGAGCUUCUAUUAAUGGAUCACUAUGCUUUGAUGGUGGACCAGUUGUACUGAAUAACACUGGCACUCCAACCCCUCCAAAUGGAUUGUGCCUAGAGAAAAUUGGAAAUGGAUCUUACAUCAAUAUGGUUGCCCAUCCUGAUGGGUCCAACCGUGCCUUCUUCUCUGACCAACCUGGUAAGAUUUGGUUGGCAACUGUACCCAAAGAGGGAGCAGGAGGAGAACUGGAACUUGAUGAAGCCAAUCCCUUUCUAGAUCUAACUGAUGAAGUUCAUUUUGAUGCUGAAUUUGGAAUGAUGGGCAUGGCGUUUCAUCCAAAUUUUGUGCAGAAUGGCCGCUUCUUUGCUUCAUUCAAUUGUGAUAAGAUUAAGUGGCCAAGAUGUUCAGGAAGAUGUUCAUGUAAUUCUGAAGCGAACUGUGAUCCUUCAAAGCUACAGCCUGAUAACAAUGCCAGUCCAUGCCAAUAUCAUAGUGUUAUCGCAGAGUUCACCACUAAUGGUACCGCAUUGCAGGCUUCCUUGGCAACAGUUGCCAAACCAUCCGAAGUGAGAAGGAUAUUUACUAUGGGCCUUCCAUUUACAUCUCAUCAUGGCGGACAAAUUCUCUUUGGACCAGACGGGUAUUUGUACUUUAUGAUGGGGGAUGGUGGAGGGUCUGGUGAUCCUUACAAUUUUGCCCAAAACAAGAAAUCAGUUCUUGGAAAGAUUAUGAGGCUUGACAUCGAUAUCAUAUCAAGUGCAGCAGAAAUAAGUAAUCUUAGCCUAUGGGGAAACUACUCUAUUCCAAAGGAUAAUCCAUUCACCGAAGAUGAGGGAUUACUUCCAGAAAUAUGGGCCAUGGGAUUAAGAAAUCCUUGGCGUUGCAGUUUUGACUCGGAGAGGCCUUCUUACUUUAUGUGUGCAGAUGCUGGACAGGAUGAAUAUGAGGAAGUAGAUAUCAUCACCAAGGAUGGAAACUAUGGCUGGCGUGUUUAUGAGGGCCCCAAUCUAUACACUCCUCGAGAAUCACCUGGAGGAAAUACAUCUGCAAAUUCCAUAAAUGCAAUUUUUCCGGUGAUGGGUUACUAUCAUGAUGUAAACGUGAAUGAAGGAUCAGCGUCUAUCACUGGGGGCUAUUUCUAUCGAUCAAUGACUGAUCCAUGCAUGCACGGAAGGUACUUGUUUGGAGAUUUAUAUGCCCAUGCCAUAUGGGCUGGCACUGAAAACCCUGAAAAUAGUGGGAACUUCACCAUGAGCCAGAUUCCUUUCAGUUGUGCUCAUGACUCUCCUAUACAAUGCAGUUCUGUGCCAGGAUCUUCUCUUCCGGCUUUGGGUUACAUUUUCUCAUUUGGGGAGGACAACAAUAAGGAUAUUUUUCUCCUAACAAGCAGUGGUGUAUAUAGAGUUGUUCGUCCAAGUCGCUGCAAUUACACUUGCUCAAAAGAAAAUGCAACUGCUACUGCAAGCCCAAGUCCUGCCCCAUCCUCACCUUCUUCACAGGUAAGUUGGUUGAAUCACCCAUAUAAGAUUUUUUUGCUACUAUUCCCAUCUCUGUCGUUUCUUGUGCUGUUUUCUGUCUAGCAUGUUGUAAUGUCUACUACAUAGAAUGAGGGUUUUGUGUUAAUUACAUGAGCUUCUUGUAACAUGGAACUCCCUUCUCAUUCUUUCGAUUUUGGGAACUGAUCAAAUGAUGUAUCAAUUGCAUUUGAAAUUUUGGCUUCUGUACAUGGUAAA
This is a messenger RNA of Vitis riparia (riverbank grape), 2848 nucleotides long. RefSeq names its product HIPL1 protein-like. NCBI's taxonomy places the organism in Eukaryota, Viridiplantae, Streptophyta, Magnoliopsida, Vitales, Vitaceae. The transcript is spliced from 7 exons. The record is from RefSeq and is a predicted model, not a curated record. The coding region runs from base 608 to 2695 and encodes 695 amino acids.